Molecule: messenger RNA, 414 nt
Organism: Dovyalis caffra
Lineage: Eukaryota; Viridiplantae; Streptophyta; Magnoliopsida; Malpighiales; Salicaceae
Source: the annotation of a GenBank genome assembly
AUGAUUACUAGGUGCAAGAAAUCGAUCUUUCAUGGGGCAAAAGGUAUCUUCCUUUUGUUCCUGAUCCUUGCUGCCAGUGCAACUCUUGUAGUUGCAAGUAGGGUUUCUAAUCUCAUGAAGCCAAAAAUUGGACCAAAUGACAAGAAUUUUCCACAAAACAACCGUCCUAUUGAACCAUCUGGUCCUAAUCCUUGUAGUUACCUGCCAGGACCAGGGCAUUGCAAAUCUCCAAGUGAUGCUUCAUCUUCCAUUCAGCAUGUACCGUCACACAAGACAUUUAGGAUCAAGAAAAAACUAGCAAAGAAGAUGAGGCAAAACAGGCCUAUCCCUAAUUGGAUUCGCAUGAGAACUGACAACACUAUCAGAUACAACGCCAAGCGCAGGCACUGGAGAAGGACUAAGCUUGGGUUCUAA